AUGACCUCAAGGAACGUCAAAGGGCGCAAUGGCGCUGCUCCCCCCAAAAUAGUCACCGCCAAAUUAGACGUCAGUCCGCUUUCUAACGGGUUUGCCCAGAAACGACCCGAAUCACCAUUUAACUGGUCCCUUUUUGCCACAGACGCCACUGGGCUCUCCAACCCCAGAGCGCUCUUCGUCUCCCGUCGUGGGGUGGAAACCAACCAAACCCGCUCCAUGGCUGGCAUGGGCCACCGAACCAGGUAUACCCAGUCCCUUUCCAUUCGAGCACAAAAAUCUGACACUCGGCCAGUGAUUGCACUCAAGUUGCUCCUCAUUCCGGUCGUCCUGUACUUCAACUGGGAGUUCGUCGCGCGAUACGUGUCGCCUCCACUCUCGAAUCCCUUCGGUCCCUUCUUCCUCCUCUCCGGUUACGUUGAAGGUUCCAAACCCGAUGACCCUCGUUACGCGAAAUCAUGGCUGGAUUUCUUGUUCCUCGGCUUCUACAUCGUGUUUUGGUCAAUGGUCCGCCAAACCAUCGCCGUCAAUAUUGCCCGUCCCAUUGCUCGCUACUUCGGUCUCAGGAAAGAAGCGAAAAUCGACAGGUUCGGAGAGCAACUGUAUGCUAUGAUUUAUUUUGCCAUCUGCGGUGCAUGGGGCUAUCGCGUCAUGAAACAAUUGCCCACCUACUGGUACCAAACUGAGCACUUCUGGAUCGCUUUACUAGAUUACCCACACUGGGACAUGAAGGGGGAAUUGAAGAGAUACUAUCUCAUGCAGUUCUCCUACUGGUGCCAACAGUUUAUUGUGCUGCUUUUGGGUUUGGAGAAGCCACGCAAGGACUACUGGGAACUGGUCGCCCACCAUUUCGUGACAAUGUGGCUGGUUGGCUGGAGUUAUGGCCUGAACUUUACCAUCAUCGGGAGUGCCGUUUACAUGAGCAUGGAUAUUCCAGACUCCUUCCUCGCUGCUUCCAAACUUUUGAACUACAUGCAAUGGAACAGGGCAAAGAUUGUCUCAUUUGUUACCUUUAUUGCUGUUUGGACCUACUUCCGUCACUACCUCAACUUGAAGAUCCUUUGGUCCUGCCUCUUUGAGACUCAAUUGGUUCCCGAAUCGUCCAAGAUAUGGUCAUUUGAAAACGGCACUUACAUGGUGAACUGGAUGCCAUUUAUGGUUUUCGGGUCCAUUUUUGCUCUCCAAAUUCUCAAUCUCUUCUGGUACUACCUCAUGUGGAGAAUUCUAAUCAGGGCCAUUAUUACCCGCGAGGCGGAUGACGACAGAUCAGACGACGAAGGCGACGAUGAUGAUGAACCAGACAAGGAAGACUAA
Coprinopsis cinerea okayama7#130 is the source of this 1311-nucleotide messenger RNA. RefSeq names its product longevity-assurance protein 1. The coding region runs from base 1 to 1311 and encodes 436 amino acids. The transcript is spliced from 10 exons. NCBI's taxonomy places the organism in Eukaryota, Fungi, Basidiomycota, Agaricomycetes, Agaricales, Psathyrellaceae. Gene Ontology annotation, biological process: ceramide biosynthetic process. Gene Ontology annotation, molecular function: sphingosine N-acyltransferase activity. The record is from RefSeq and is a predicted model, not a curated record. Gene Ontology annotation, cellular component: membrane.